This is a messenger RNA of Mesitornis unicolor (brown roatelo), 3229 nucleotides long. It is a transcript of the gene RHOBTB1, whose product is annotated as Rho-related BTB domain containing 1. The transcript has 9 exons. Bases 1 to 2085 code for a protein of 694 amino acids. The record is from RefSeq and is a predicted model, not a curated record. Gene Ontology annotation, molecular function: GTP binding; GTPase activity; protein binding. NCBI's taxonomy places the organism in Eukaryota, Metazoa, Chordata, Aves, Mesitornithiformes, Mesitornithidae. Gene Ontology annotation, biological process: small GTPase-mediated signal transduction.
AUGGACACUGACAUGGACUACGAAAGACCCAACGUUGAAACUAUCAAGUGUGUGGUGGUUGGAGAUAAUGCAGUGGGAAAGACUCGUCUAAUUUGUGCAAGAGCGUGCAAUACAACUUUGACUCAGUAUCAGCUGCUGGCAACUCAUGUACCGACUGUCUGGGCCAUUGAUCAGUACCGUGUCUGCCAAGAGGUCCUUGAACGCUCAAGAGAUGUUGUGGAUGAAGUGAGUGUUUCUCUCAGGCUGUGGGAUACGUUUGGGGACCACCACAAAGACAGGCGCUUUGCUUAUGGAAGGUCUGAUGUAGUUGUUCUGUGCUUUUCAAUUGCUAACCCUAAUUCUCUGAAUCAUGUGAAAACGAUGUGGUAUCAAGAAAUCAAGCACUUCUGCCCUCGCACACCUGUCAUUUUGGUGGGCUGCCAACUAGAUCUCCGCUAUGCAGAUCUCGAGGCUGUUAACAGAGCCAGACGGCCUUUGGCAAGGCCGAUAAAAAGAGGAGACAUUUUGCCACCAGAAAGAGGCAGAGAAGUUGCCAAGGAACUUGGGAUACCAUACUAUGAAACCAGUGUGUUUGACCAGUUUGGGAUUAAAGAUGUGUUUGACAAUGCAAUUAGAGCUGCCCUGAUCUCCAGAAGACACCUGCAGUUCUGGAAAUCUCAUUUGAAGAAGGUCCAAAAACCUUUGCUUCAGGCUCCAUUCCUACCUCCAAAAGCCCCUCCUCCAGUCAUCAAAAUUCCUGAGUGUCCCAUACCGAGUGUGAACGAAGCUGGAUAUUUAUUGGACAGCCCGCUGUGUGCAGAUGUCAUGUUUGUUCUCCAGGAUCAGGACUACAUUUUUGCUCACAAGAUUUACCUAGCUACCUCCUCUUCAAAGUUUUAUGACCUUUUUUUAAUAGAAUGUGAGGAAAGUCCAGACAUAGAUGAAACACAGUGUAAUAAAGAAAAUACAAAUACGGAUGUUCUGACGAGUCACCUUGAGACGAACGGUGACAGUGAUGAGACAACCUUGAAAUCUGCUGAUGUUAAAACUCCCCCACCAGAAAGUACUGAUUCUUUAAACACACUAGGACCUGAACCUGGUGAAACAAAUUCUGCAGCAAGAUCUCUGUCAUCCUGGGGUAAGGGGUUUGUUAGUGUGCAUAAGGAAAUGCAAGUCAAUCCUGUCUCGAAUAGGACGUGUCCUGUAACUGUGGUAAAAAUGGAUUCAUCUGUGCAGGCUGGACCUUUUAAAACUGUUUUGCAGUUUUUAUAUACAGGGCAACUGGAUGAAAAUGAAAAAGAUCUCACAAGACUGGCUCAGAUUGCUGAAAUCUUGGAAGUAUUUGAUUUGCGAAUGAUGGUGGAGAAUAUUAUGAAUAAAGAAGCCUUCAUGAAUCAAGAGAUUACUAAAGCAUUUCAUGUCAGAAAAGCUAAUCGGAUAAAAGAGUGCCUUUGCAAAGGGACAUUUUCUGAUGUGACAUUUAAAUUGGAUGACGGAACCAUAAAUGCCCACAAGCCACUGCUGAUAUGUAGCUGUGAAUGGAUGUCUGCUAUGUUUGGAGGAUCAUUUAUUGAAAGCUCAAAUAGUGAGGUAGCUCUUCCCAACAUAAACAAGACUUCCAUGCAAGCAGUUUUAGAUUACUUGUAUACCAAACAACUGUCCUCCAGUCGGGAACUGGACACGCUUGAGUUAAUCGCUUUGGCAAAUAGGUUUUGCCUUCCUCACCUGGUUGCGCUAGCAGAACAGCAUGCAGUACAAGAACUGACAAAAGCCUCCAUGAGCGGCGUUGCAAUAGAUGGAGAAGUACUAUCCUAUUUGGAAGUGGCACAGUUUCACAAUGCUAACCAGCUGGCAGCUUGGUGCUUGCACUACAUCUGCACCAAUUACAACAGUGUUUGCUCCAAAUUCCGCAAGGAAAUCAAAGCUAAAUCUUCAGAUAAUCAAGAAUAUUUUGAGAGGCAUCGCUGGCCACCCGUGUGGUAUUUAAAGGAAGAAGAUCACUACCAGCGAGUUAAAAAAGAAAGAGAAAAGGAAGAUGUUGCACUGAAUAAACACCAUUCAAAGCGGAAGUGGUGCUUCUGGAAUUCCUCUGCUGUAGUUGCCUGAACAAAGCCAAUAAGUGGAAAUCCAUAGCCAGUGUCAGAAGUUAGUCUUAUUGUUAGAAAUAAGAUGUAGUUCAGGUUUUCAGGAAACUUUGUUCCAUGUGUGCAUUUAUUAUUGCUAGGGUCAAAAGCACAAGCUCAUUGAAAGUGAGCCUGGAACAGCUCCUCAAAGUCAUAUGUAUAUUUUUGGCUAGUAAGCAGGUAAAUGUCUACCAUUAUUACAUUUCUUUUUAUAUAAAAAAAAAUAAUCCAGCAUUAAUGUUUCAAUCUCCAAUUGGGAACUAUUUUUAUACUGUCUGUUGUAUUUUGUUCAGAUAAAAUUCUGGAUACUGUUUUAUUUUACAGACCACAAAAUAGCCAUGUAGCAGCUUUAUAAUUAGAUUUUAACUAUUUUUACUAUGCGAGUACCGUGAAAUAGACAAUCUUCAGUCAUCAGAGACCGCUUCUAGAGUAUCUCAUAAGAAGUCAUCUUAGGAAAUUACCCAGUUGCCUAGUAUAGGUUGUCUUUAUUUUUUUAAGUACUGUGCACUGGUAAUAUAAUCAGAUGGUUAUUUCUUCUUUCUAAAGUAAAGGGUUAGAAUAAGAUCCAGUAACUGCAAGAUAUAGAGUGCUUGAUCUUUGCUCAGCUGAAUAGCAGGCAGUAUAAUUACCUGUUCAACUGCAGGCAAAUAUACUUCUAAUAUUUGCCAUGUAAGUGCAAAUAAUUAUGACUAUGUGGGCCAUGUGAAAUCUAGUGAUUCUAAGUAUUCAGAGGUUUUAUAUGUCUAGAUCAAAGAGGACAUUUCUAAAAUCAUUUAGAAGGGCUUAUUAAUUUAUAUCCUUAUACAAGUAUGGAUCUGAAUGCAAAAAACAGUUACACUGCUUGCAUUUGAAUUACUGCAUGGCAGUUACCUUGUUCUGUGGGAUCUUAACCAUGCAGCCAUUCCUCAUGUUGAAUUCAUUUUUGCUUCAGUGGAAGCAAAUUGAAAGGACUGCAAAAUCAGGUCGGAGUUAUCUAGUGUUACACUAUUUUGUAAAUGCAGAAGGGUCUUCACACACAAGAUCACUUCAGUUUGAUCCAAAUUCCUUUAUAGUUUUUCCCAAGUAGAAGCCAAAAUGUUAGGUUAUUUUUAAGUAGAUAUAUUUUCCCUGGAAGUAGGUAUUCCUAG